CACCCGAAGACAGACGGCCGGCAAGAUGGCGGAGCGGGCGCUGAUGCUGGAGGCCGACGGCAUCGUCAAACGGAUCCUCCACGUCGGCAGCGGGCCGCUGCUGGACUUCGCCGACGGCACCAAGGCCACCUUCCACUACCGGACACUGCGGUGCAACGAGGAGCGCACGCUGGUGGACGACAGCCGGGAUCGGGGGAAACCCAUGGAGCUCAUCAUCGGCAAGAAGUUCAAGCUGCCCGUCUGGGAGACCAUCGUCUCCUCCAUGCGGCAGGGCGAGGUGGCCGAGUUCCGCUGUGACACCAAGCACGUCCUGGUCUACCCGAUGGUGUCGAAGAGCCUGCGUAACAUCGCGGUGGGGAAGGACCCCCUCGAGGGACAGAGGCACUGCUGCGGGAUCACACAGCUCCACGAGCACCACUCCCUGGGUCACCCCGAUCUCGACGACCUGCAGAGCAACCCUCAGCCUCUCAUCUUCCUCAUCGAGAUGCUCAAGGUGGAGGAACCGGGCAGCUACGAGCAGGAGGCCUGGGCGAUGUCCGACGAGGAGAAGCUGGAAGCCGUGCCUCACAUCCACGAGGAAGGGAACCGGCUCUUCAAGGCCGGGAGGGUGAAGGAGGCGGCCAAGAAAUACCACGACGCCAUCGCCUGCCUGAAGAACCUGCAGAUGAAGGAACGCCCCGGUGACGAGCAUUGGAUGGCAUUGGAUGGGAUGAUUACCCCGCUCCUGCUGAAUUACUGCCAGUGCAAGAUGAUGCUGGAGGAAUACUACGAGGUGAUCGAGCACUGCACCUCCAUCAUCAACAAGUAUGAAGACAACGUCAAGGCUUACUUCAAGCGGGGCAAGGCCCAGGGAGCAGUGUGGAACGAGGCAGAGGCUCGCAAGGACCUGUCCAAGGCGGCCCUCCUCGACCCCAGCCUCGCUUCCCUGGUGAGCCGGGAGCUCAGACAGAUCGAGGACAGGAUCCGGAGGAAGGAAGAGGAGGAGAAAGUCCGGUACAAGACCUUGUUCCAGUGAGCGACCCCUCCCUCCCUCGCCCCACGUCACCCCCCGAGGAACUCAACUCUCCCCGCAACCCCAGGCCCACUCCUGGGUCUGCCAUCCCCAAGAAGGAGUCUCCGCACCGUCCCGCACCAUGUCUGACCCCAGGAGUGUGUGACGGGACGGUGCGGAGGGAGCCUCACCCUGUGUCUGAACCCAGGAGUGUGUGACGGGACGAUGCGGGGACAGCCUCACCCUGUGUCUAACUUUGGGAGUGUGUGACGGGACGGUGAGGGGGGAGCUUCACCCUGUGUCUGACCCCGGGAGUGUGUGACGGGACGGUGAGGAGGGAGCUUCACCCUGUGUCUGAGCCCGGGAGUGUGUGACGGGACGGUGAGGGGGGAGCUUCACCCUGUGUCUGAGCCCGGGAGUGUGUGACGGGACGGUGCGGGGGGAGCCUCACCCUGUGUCUAACUUUGGGAGUGUGUGACGGGACGGUGCGGAGGGAGCUUCACCCUGUGUCUGACCCCGGGAGUGUGUGACGGGACGGUGAGGAGGGAGCCUCACCCUGUGUCUGAGCCCGGGAGUGUGUGACGGGACGGUGCGAGGGAGCCUCACCCUGUGUCCGACCCCGGGAAUGUGUGACGGGACGGUGCGGGGGGAGCCUCACCCUGUGUCCGAACCCGGGAGUGUGUGACGGGACGGUGCGAGGGAGCCUCACCCUGUGUCUGACCCCGGGAGUGUGUGACGGGACGGUGCGGGGGGAGCCUCACCCUGUGUCUGAACCCGGGAGUGUGUGACGGGACGGUGCGGGGGGAGCCUCACCCUGUGUCUAACUUUGGGAGUGUGUGACGGGACGGUGCGGAGGGAGCUUCACCCUGUGUCCGACCCCGGGAGUGUGUGACGGGACGGUGAGGAGGGAGCCUCACCCUGUGUCCGACCCCAGUAGUGUGUGACGGGACGGUGCGGGGGGAGCCUCACCCUGUGUCCGAGCCCGGGAGUGUGUGACGGGACGGUGCGAGGGAGCCUCACCCUGUGUCCGACCCCGGGAGUGUGUGACGGGACGGCGCGAGGGAGCCUCACCCUGUGUCCGACCCCGGGAGUGUGUGACGGGACGGCGCGAGGGAGCCUCACCCUGCACCCAAGAGACACGUUGGCAGGAAGGGGGCUCCUGCUUCCCGACGGGGAGCUUGGCAGGGAGGGGGUGAAUUUUUCAGCGUUGCCAACGUUUUGCGAUCUGCCAUGUCCUGUUGUUAUAAUUGUGUUCGUGUACCGGGCUUGGCUGUGCUUGCGUGUUACCUGUUCAUGCCUGUACAUACAAACAUCCAUUAAAUAAGCUGUC
Molecule: messenger RNA, 2321 nt
Organism: Pristis pectinata (smalltooth sawfish)
Lineage: Eukaryota; Metazoa; Chordata; Chondrichthyes; Rhinopristiformes; Pristidae
Gene: aip
Product: aryl hydrocarbon receptor interacting protein
Exons: 6
Coding region: 26-1015 (329 amino acids)
Molecular function (GO): peptidyl-prolyl cis-trans isomerase activity; protein binding
Source: RefSeq, a predicted model, not a curated record